GAAUUUUUAUUUAAUGAAGAAAGUUAGGCUAAAUUAGCCAAUAAAUACCCAAAACUCUCACUUCACUAAUUAAACACAACUCUGUCCUCUGUUAUGUGUUAUGGGUUGUUGCGUCAGCUCCCUCACCGCCGACCAGAAAGAUGAUUCCAUCUCCGGCACGAACGCAGCACCGCCUCCAUCCGUCGUCGAAGAAGAGACAGUAGUCAAAGAAGUCUUGUCCGAAACCACAUUGGUAACUGACAACACGAGGUCGAACAAGGUUCCUGAAGACAAGGAGAAGAAACCCGUAGCUGUCAACGUAGCUCCAGGCCCUGGUUUAACCGAGAACGGUUUAGUUAAACCGAAAAAAGGAUCGGAAAUUUGCAGUUUGAGCGAGAAUCUGCUCUCUAUAGUGAAUGGGUGCAACGAGGAAGAAGCGAAACAGAGGAAACUACAUGGUGUGAGAGAGCGAUCUCCGGCGAAAUCUCGGAACCGGGUCAUGGUUCAUAAUUACCCGACCCGGAGAACCGAUAUGUCGCCACGUAAGAGAAACACGGAAGGAGGAGGAGAAGAAGCUGGCUCGGUGAGGCUGGUGCCUUCGGGUACGGGUCAGAGAGACCCGAAUAAAAGAUCCGGGAGGAGAAGGUCCAGGUCAGUCAUGAUAGGUCCGACUCGGGAUCAUUAUUGUACGGACAAUGGUGGAGCAAAUCUGUCUCCGGGUCGGGUGAGACCUGAUCCUGAUAAGAACGGGUCGGAUCAUCAUCAGUGGCUGAGUUGCGGUGCAGCUGGAGAUAAUGACGUAUCUACCCCUAUCAUCGACUCAUUUGAGAACUCUCUUGUCACUCUGGAGUGUUUCAUCUUUCUUUGACAUUUUUAUGGAAAAAAAAUGUCACCGGAGAAUAACAGUCUCGAAUUAUCGCCGAGAUUUAAUCAACUACUUUUAUUGAUUUAAUCAACUGCUUUUAUUAAUUUACUACGGUGUAACCGCUAACCAUCAUAGGCAUA
Messenger RNA from Brassica oleracea var. oleracea, 984 nucleotides. RefSeq lists its product as uncharacterized. The coding region runs from base 101 to 847 and encodes 248 amino acids. The transcript has a single exon. The record is from RefSeq and is a predicted model, not a curated record. NCBI's taxonomy places the organism in Eukaryota, Viridiplantae, Streptophyta, Magnoliopsida, Brassicales, Brassicaceae.